CCGCAGAAGAGGAGGAGACCGGCGGGCCCGGGAGGAGAGGCGCGGAGGGGAGCGGAGCUAUGUUAAACCCGGGGUACCGCUGAGGCGGGGCGGGCCAGGCCAGAGGCGGGGGCUCUCCGGCGGCGGGCGCGCAGGGGCCCGGCUCCCGAGGCGGCGGCAGGCAGCAUCUCGGCGCGGGGAGCGGCUCCGCAGCCACCGGGCCAAUGAACAUGUCAGUGUUGACUUUGCAGGAAUACGAAUUCGAGAAGCAGUUCAACGAGCAUGCGGCCAUCCAGUGGAUGCAGGAAAACUGGAAGAAAUCAUUCCUGUUUUCAGCUCUGUAUGCUGCCUUUAUAUUUGGUGGUCGGCACCUAAUGAACAAGCGAGCAAAAUUUGAACUGAGGAAGCCGCUAGUGCUCUGGUCUUUGAGCCUCGCCGUCUUCAGUAUAUUCGGUGCUGUUCGAACUGGUGCUUAUAUGCUGUACAUUUUGAUGACCAAAGGCCUGAAACAGUCAGUGUGUGACCAGAGUUUUUACAUUGGACCUGUCAGCAAAUUCUGGGCAUAUGCAUUUGUGCUAAGCAAAGCACCCGAACUAGGUGAUACGAUAUUCAUUAUUCUUAGGAAGCAGAAGCUCAUCUUCUUACACUGGUACCAUCACAUUACUGUGUUACUUUACUCUUGGUACUCCUACAAGGACAUGGUGGCUGGCGGUGGCUGGUUCAUGACCAUGAACUACGGAGUACACGCCGUCAUGUACUCGUACUAUGCCUUGCGGGCUGCUGGCUUCAGGGUCUCGCGCAAGUUUGCCAUGUUCAUCACCCUGUCGCAGAUCACUCAGAUGUUGAUCGGUUGCGUGAUCAAUUACCUGGUCUUCUCCUGGAUGCAGCAGGGCCAGUGCCAUUCCCACGUGCAGAACAUCAUCUGGUCCUCUCUCAUGUACCUCAGCUACUUUGUGCUCUUCUGCCAUUUUUUCUUUGAGGCCUAUAUCGGCAAAACCGGAAAAGAAAGGAAAGUUGAAUAGUGGUAGAAACGAGAAGCCAUAGCUCAGGGUCAUCAAGAAAAACAAAAUUAUAAGACAAAAAAGGCACAAGGAAACACAUAUAUGUAUGGUGCAGCUAAAACUUGGCAGCUUAGGGAAAGUUAGCAUGGUUUAACCCAGUAAGUUUAUGAUCCUAUCAUGGUGAGGACUCACUGAAUUCUACUCUAUCUCAAAGGACUGCUGAUGAAAGACAACUUCCUUCUUGUACCUCUCUGCUCUAGAAAAGAAGGAGAAAAGAAGAGGAAAAAUCAAGAAAAAGAAAGAAAAAAGAGAAGAAAAGAGAAAUGGAAUAAUUAUAAGGGGGGAGAAAAAAGUACAUUAAAUAAGCAGUGUGUUUCCCCAAGGUGGAGGAGAGACUUUUAUUCAAACAAAGAAAAAAAGUUCCUUAAUAUUUUCUAAUAAUUUCUCUGCAUUAAACAAAAAGGCAGAGGUGACAAAAAAAAAUCUGUCUAUAAUAACAACAAGAUUGCAGAAUUAAAAUCUUUUCCAUAAAAGGUUAAUACCUUUAGCCAUAAUGAAGCCCAAAAAUAUGUUUCCUGCAUGGAAACUGGCUGAACUCCACACUGUGGUUAUGUAUGGAAAAGAGAGGAGAUUGAUUUCUCUGCUUAUGUACUCUGCCAGGAGAGCAGAUCUGGGACACAGAGUGACCUCCCUCAGAAGGCAGAAAGGAGCAGUAUUUUUGCAAGAGUUUAAUGUGAAAAGAUGCACUGUUGCAAUACAUAUCUCAAAGAGUGCAUUUUCCAAGUGAAUUUUUCAGUUAAAGGCAAGGAAUUUCUGCAGCAGGAUAAGUCAUAGAGGGUUAAAUCAAUCAAUAUUUGCUAAAUUACCAGGGGCUAAUAGUGGAGGGAUAUUCAGGAAGGAGAGGGAGACAACUCCCCUCACAAGAUUUUUAGGAAUUAUCCAUUACUCUUAAUUUAGCCCGCAGCAACACCGAAUUAAAUGGGGAGAAUCGGGAGAAAUCGCAGUUAGCAAGAAGAGAGUGAUUUAUUUGCCCACUGUUUUCAGAACAGAGCCCUGUGGUACAAUCUGGAUUCUGUGUUUUUGCAGACACAAGGAUGCCUGCCUGAGUUGGGAGAGGUGGCAGGACUGUGCGACAUUGGGUAUCACUGUGCUUCUGCAUCUGCCUCCUGGGCAGUGCAAAGAUGUUCAAAGUGCCCUCCUCUGGUCAUGUGGAGAUACUACUACAAAACAUACCUGGAAUAGGUUUUUCUUGAGAUUUGUGUAGAAAAAAAUUAGCCUAAACUAAGUAAUUUUGCUGCAACUGCUUGACUCUAAAGUCCAGAGAGAGUUAUCUUUCAUUAAAUAAAUAUAUCUCUGCAGAAUCUGUACUGUAACAUCAGACUGACCGCUUAAGAAGACACUUUCUUCUCUGAAGUCAGCUACAGAUAUAAGGAGAAAUAUAUUUCACUCUGAACCUUAGAGAGUUAGUUGAGAACAGCCAUAUUCUUUCAAAGACAAGUAGAUUGCAUUAUCUGUGAUAUUCCAGUCCUUACAAAGCCAAAUAAAAUGUGUAAAAGUUCCUAGUAUUUCAAAGACGCAAGUAUGUAAACUUGAUGUUAAAUGUGUUAAUGUAGUAUUCUAAAUUGUAACAGCUAGGUAGUUUAACUAAACAAUUAGAAGAACUAGAUCAACAAAAUAGGGACUGCUGUUCUGCAUAGAAUAUACACACACCUAUAACUACACCCAUAUACACAUUCUGUGAAUUGUCAACAAGAAAAAACAGCCCAGUGGCAGAGAAUCACAUUUCCUGGCUAAUGCAAAAGAUUGUCAUUAUCUUUCUUGCUUUAAUUUGAGAUUGUACAGUACAAAGGGGUUUUUUCAAUUAUGAUUUUUAGCUUUAAUUGUGCUGUCAUUCAUGAAACAGAGCUGCUUUAGUAUCCUGUUAAGAGAUGACAAGGGCUUUCGGUGUCUCAUUAUAUACAAAAGAAAAACAAAUAAAGUUACAUUCCAUAAUAUGUGAAUGGUCUUACAAAUCAAAGGCCUUUUCAGGCUCAGAUCGUAAUUAUAAAUGCAGAAAAUGAGUUUACAUUUGUGUUAUUUAAGUUAUUGAUGUGCUGACAUUAUUUUAUGGUACAAAACAUCGCAAAAUGUGAUAUGCAGUAAUGAAGCUAUGAUAUUCAUUAAUAGGACUACUGUAUACGUGGAAAUAUUAGACAAAACCAAUUAAAUGUGUAAACCAU
Molecule: messenger RNA, 3199 nt
Organism: Lonchura striata (white-rumped munia)
Lineage: Eukaryota; Metazoa; Chordata; Aves; Passeriformes; Estrildidae
Gene: ELOVL6
Product: ELOVL fatty acid elongase 6
Biological process (GO): fatty acid elongation, saturated fatty acid; fatty acid elongation, polyunsaturated fatty acid; very long-chain fatty acid biosynthetic process
Cellular component (GO): endoplasmic reticulum; endoplasmic reticulum membrane
Molecular function (GO): fatty acid elongase activity
Source: RefSeq, a predicted model, not a curated record